Molecule: messenger RNA, 4584 nt
Organism: Microdochium trichocladiopsis
Lineage: Eukaryota; Fungi; Ascomycota; Sordariomycetes; Xylariales; Microdochiaceae
Product: sulfite reductase beta subunit
Exons: 4
Coding region: 1-4584 (1527 amino acids)
Biological process (GO): sulfate assimilation; amino acid biosynthetic process
Cellular component (GO): sulfite reductase complex (NADPH)
Molecular function (GO): NADP binding; 4 iron, 4 sulfur cluster binding; sulfite reductase (ferredoxin) activity
Source: RefSeq, a predicted model, not a curated record
AUGGCGGACAUCCAAUUCACAACGCCCUACGAGGCAGUCGCGCGCAUUGCGUACCUCGCUAGCGACGUCGUCGUUUCCGUCCAGCCCGCUCAGGGCCAGGACUCCGCGUUCUCAAGCCACCUCAAGAAGUAUGCGGCCGCAAAGACGCAGGGCCUCGUAGCGAAGACCGCAGACGCGCUGCCAGAGGUCCAAUCUGUUCGCUACAACACAGACCCCCUUCUGUCCGUCUUCGCACCGAUCCGCUCGGGCCGGUUGACAUCGGUCACCACUACCUCGAGCGUCCUCCUCCCUUCGAUCGCCCACCUCUACAAGCUCGCCAACUACCCAGUCGUCCUCCAUGUCGCCCUGGGGCCCUCAGAACUGCCAGACUACUCGGCGAUAACAGCCAUCAGGAAUUCGGGCUGGACUUUCCUGCAAUCUGAGUCCGUUCAGGAGGCGCAGGACAUUGCCAUUUCUGCCCAUGCCCUUGCCGUCAAGUCCGGCAAGGGUGUCAUUCACUUCUUCGACCCAACGAGCUCCUCGCAUGACAGGCCAGUGACAGCCGACUCAAACGAGAACAUCAGCCAGCUCCUCAGCCUAGACGAUGUUCGGCGGUUCCAGGCUGGUGCCGCUCAGGAUGGUGGCAUCUAUGCGGACGAUGGCCGGGUUGUCAACUCCUCCGUGCAGCCUGAGGUUGCCACCAACGGCACAACCGCGAACCUCGCGGACUCGACCGUGUUGGGUGCUGCUUCUAAGGUCGCUUCUUCUCAAGUAUCGGCGAAAUCCAGCGAAAAGAGCGAGUCGAGCGCUGCCUCUAGCGCGUCCGUGGCCACGACUGUCGAGGCUGCUGCGGUGCAACUGAGCUCUGAGGAUAUCUACAACUAUAUCACCUCAAUUUGGUCUCAGAUUAAGCAGCUCACAGGCCGCGAGUACAGCCCCUUCGAGUGGUCUGGUCCUUCAACCGCUGAGCAGGCCAUCUUCGUCUUUGGCUCCGACGUCGGCCUGUUCGCGCAAGCGCUCGAUGCCGCAAAGCCUACUGACGUCUACGCCCAGGCCGGCCUCAUCACUGCGAGACUAUACCGGCCCUGGCUUGGCGCGAAGCUUCUCGACGCCAUUCCCAGGAGCGUCAAGAGAAUCGCGGUCCUCGAGCAGAUUUCCAAGAAGACCACUAAAUGGGGUCCUGUCCUGAUUGAUGUCCUGACUUCUGUCAAGAGCGGCCCCGGUGGUGUCGAGACCAUCAUCGGACACCAGCUGGGUCAGAUCGAGUCGGACACCAUUGAGCAGGCUCUCCGUGGCAUCUUCCAAAACCUGUCGUCCGAGAAGCCUGUGCAGAACCUCGAGGUUGGCAAGACCUCGAUAUCUACCGGUUCUGGCGAGUAUGGCCUCCAACAGCCAAAGGUUGAGACUGCCUAUACAAAGAUCCUGGACCAGCUGUUUGGUAAGCGUGUCUACAUGGCCAACGCGCUCAAGUCCAGCAACACUGGCCUGACGGAGACGAUCGCCGCCAGCCCCGAGUUCGGCUUCGGUUCGCUUCUGGCUCGCAAGGAGCACCGUGAACGCUUUGUCAAGGAAGUCAAGGUUGCUGCUAGCUCCGGCAGCUUCAUCACUGCCUCUCCAGUCGACUGGCUGGCCAAGUGGGCUGCCAACGCCGAAGACGCGGCCAAGGCCGGCGAGCUCGCCGACGAUGUCAUUGCGCGUCUUGAGACCGAUGGUUCGUCCGUCGCUCGGCAGCUGCUUGCCAGCAAAGGCCUAUUCCGCAAGGAGUCUCUCUGGUUGGUUGGCUCGGAUGCUUGGUCGUAUGAUCUUGGCAACUCUGGUGUGCAUCACGUUCUGGCCUCUGGGGAGAACGUCAACAUGCUCAUCAUUGACUCGACCCCCUACUCAGAGCGCAACACCGCUGAUGCCUCAAGGCGCAAGAAGGACAUUGGCCUCUACGCCAUGAACUUUGGCAAUGCUUAUGUUGCCUCCACUGCCGUAUACAGCUCAUACACCCAGGUGCUGCAGGCCAUGCUCGAGGCCGAUAAAUUCGACGGACCCUCAGUCGUACUCGCAUACCUGCCUUACUUUGGCGAGCAUGACUCUCCUCUGACAGUCCUUCAGGAGACCAAGAAGGCUGUGGAUCUCGGAUACUGGCCUCUGUAUCGGUGGAACCCCGAGAACGACACCAAGUCCGAGCCCAAGUUCUCUCUUGACUCUGAGCGCAUCAAGAAUGAGCUCAAGGAGUUCCUUGCUCGCGACAACCACCUCACACAGUUGAUGAACCGUGAGCCCAAGUUUGCCGCUACCCUUGCUCAAGACUUCGGCACUGAAGUUCGCGCUCAGCAAAAGCGGAAAGCGCGUGAUGCGUACAACCAAUUGCUCGAAGGCCUCUUCGGCGCGCCGCUGACUAUCCUUUUUGCCUCUGAUGGCGGCAACGCUCAGUCGAUUGCCAAGAGGCUGGGCACGCGCGGUCGUGCCAGAGGUCUGAAGACAACAGUUAUGGCUAUGGAGGACUAUCCUGUAGAGGAUCUAUCUAGUGAGGAGAACAUCGUCUUUGUCACAGCUACAGCCGGACAGGGCGAGUUCCCUCAGAACGGUCUCUCCUUCUGGCACACCGUCAAGGACAGCACGGAUCUCGACCUGGCGUCUGUUAACUACUCCGUCUUUGGCCUGGGUGACAGCCACUACUGGCCCCGCAAGGAGGACAAGGUCUACUACAACAAGCCUGCGAAGGACUUGGACAAGGCCUUGACCACUUUCGGCGGUAAGAAGCUUGCUGACAUCGGCCUUGGUGACGAUCAGGACCCGGAUGGAUACCAGACCGGUUAUGCUGAGUGGGAGCCUAAGCUGUGGCAAGCACUUGGAGUGGACAAUGUCGAGGGUCUUCCGGAUGAGCCGCCGCCGAUCACCAACGAAGACAUCAAGCUUGCCUCGAACUAUCUGCGUGGUACCAUUCUUGAGGGUCUCAACGACACUACCACAGGAGCCAUUUCUGCAGCCGAUCAGCAGCUGACCAAGUUCCAUGGUACCUACAUGCAGGACGACCGUGAUGUUCGGGACGAGCGCAAGGCUCAGGGAUUGGAGCCGGCCUACUCCUUCAUGAUCCGUUGCAGACUUGCUGGUGGUAUCUCGACACCCAAGCAGUGGAUCCAGAUGGACGAUAUUGCCACCACCCUCGGCAACGAGACCAUGAAGCUCACAACCCGACAGACCUUCCAGUUCCACGGCGUGAUCAAGAGCAAGCUUAAGCCCGCCAUGCAGGCCAUCAACAAGGCUCUGAUGACCACCAUUGCUGCUUGUGGUGACAUUAACCGAAACGUCAUGUGCAGCUCUCUGCCUACCGAAGCUGGCUACCAGAAGCAGGUUUGGGCAGUGUCCAAGCUGAUCAGUGAUCACCUGCUACCUUCUACUAAUGCUUACCACGAGAUCUGGCUCACCGAUGAGGACGACAAGAAGACUCAGGUUGGUGGCAACGCGGUACAGGACUUUGAACCCCUGUACGGUCCUACCUACCUGCCCAGGAAGUUCAAGAUCACCAUUGCGAUCCCGCCCCACAACGACACUGAUGUCUACGCCCACGAUGUUGGCUUGAUCGCCAUCAAGGGUGACGACGGCAAUCUUGUUGGUUUCAACAUCCUCGCUGGUGGUGGUAUGGGUGCUACGCACAACAACAAGAAGACCUAUCCCCAGACUGGCCGCAUGUUUGGCUACGUGCCAGCUGGCGAGGCCCACAUUGUGUGCGAGAAGAUCAUGCUUGUCCAGCGCGAUUUCGGUGACCGCAAGAACCGCAAGCACGCCCGUCUCAAGUACACCAUUGACGACAUGGGCGUCGAUGUCUUCCGUGGCAAGGUUGAGGAUCUGUGGGGAAAGAAGUUUGAGAAGGAGCGCCCGUUCCAGUUCAAGAGCAAUGUCGACACGUUCGGCUGGCAGAAGGACGAGAAUGGCCUGAACCACUUCACCUUCUUCAUUGAGAACGGCCGCAUCGAGGACACUGCCGAGUUCCAGAUGAAGACUGGUCUGCGCGAGAUUGCCAAGGUGCACAAGGGCGAGUUCCGCCUGACCGGCAACCAGCAUCUGAUCCUCAGCAAUGUCGCGGACGCCGACCUGCCAGAGAUCAAGGAGCUGAUGAAGAAGUGGAAGCUCGACAACAUCCAGUUCUCGGGCCUCCGCCUAAGUUCGUCUGCCUGUGUGGCGUUCCCAACGUGCGGCCUCGCCAUGGCCGAGUCGGAGCGGUAUCUGCCGGUCCUGAUCUCCAAGCUGGAGGCGUGCCUCGAGGAGAACGGCCUGAAGCAGGAGUCGAUUGUCAUGCGCAUGACGGGCUGUCCCAAUGGCUGCGCCCGCCCUUGGCUCGCCGAGGUCGGUUUCGUCGGUAAGGCCUUUGGCGCGUACAACAUGUACCUGGGUGGCGGGUACCACGGCCAGCGGCUCAGCAAGCUCUACCGCUCGUCAAUCAAGGAGGACGAGAUCUUGGCCAUCAUGAAGCCCUUGCUGAAGCGGUAUGCGACCGAACGCGAGGAGGGUGAGCACUUUGGCGACUUCUGCAUUCGCGCCGGCGUCAUCACCGCGACCAAGGAGGGCCGCGACUUCCACGACAACGUUGCCGAGGAGGACGAGGAAGAGGAGUGA